Messenger RNA from Nothoprocta perdicaria, 570 nucleotides. Its product is annotated as vitelline membrane outer layer protein 1-like. The record is from RefSeq and is a predicted model, not a curated record. NCBI's taxonomy places the organism in Eukaryota, Metazoa, Chordata, Aves, Tinamiformes, Tinamidae. The transcript is spliced from 3 exons. Bases 1 to 570 code for a protein of 189 amino acids.
AUGCAUCCUCUCCUCUCUGCCCUCCUCUUCCUGCUGGGCUCUUGCUGCCUUCGAGGCACAGAGGCACGACAAUAUGAGUCCRUCCUCACUGUGCCCAAUGGAGGCCUCUGGGGCACUUGGGGGAAGCCACAAUUUUGCCCCAAAGGCUACGCUAAGGGAUUUGAACUGAAGGUGGAGUCCAAGCAGGGAUUCUGGCUCUUUGGUGAUGACACAGCUCUGAAUGGCAUCCGCCUGCACUGCACAGACGGCACAACCAUUGAGUCCUCGGUGGGGCGGUGGGGAACCUGGACGAAGGCCCAGUUCUGCACCAGUAACAAGAUAAUUUCCUUCUCGCUGCGUGUGGAACCACAGCAGCAUCUGCUUGAUGACACAGCAGCCAACAAUGUGAUAUUCCUCUGCUCUGAUGGAACACAGCUGGAGGGUCAUGGACUUUCAGGGGGUCAAUAUGGCCCAUGGAGUGAAAGCUGCAAAUCUACAGCCGUCUGUGGGCUCCAGACAAAGGUAGAUAAACCCAAGGGAAGGGGGGAUGACACAGCUCUCAACAGUUUGAAAUUAUACUGUUGUGCCUAA